UGCUGAGGCGGUGGCGGCGCUGCCGGCCCCGGGCCGCUUCGCUUCUCUGCUAGCCACCCAGCCUCGCCUGAGCCCGCCGGGGCCUGCGCCGGCCAGCGCCUGCCCUAUGAGUGUGUCACUGGUUGUCAUCCGACUGGAGCUAGCCGAACAUUCGCCCGUCCCCUCCGGCUUUGGCUUCAGCGCCACCGCUGGGGAAAUGUCUGAUGAGGAGAUCAAAAAGAAGACAUUAGCUUCAGCUGUAGCCUGUUUAGAAGGGAAGUCACCAGGGGAGAAAGCAGCAAUCAUCCAUCAGCAUCUUGGCCGUCGAGAAAUGACAGAUGUGAUUAUUGAGACCAUGAAGUCCAACUCAGAUGAGCUAAAAGCUACAAUGGAAGAAAGGAAGUCUUCAGAAGCAUCCCCCACUGCACAGAGAAGUAGAGAUCAAAGUAAAGAAUGCAUAAACACUGCUCCCGAUUCUCCAUCCAAACAGCUUCCAGACCAGAUUUCGUUCUUCAGUGGAAAUCCAUCAGUUGAAAUAGUUCAUGGUAUUAUGCAUUUAUACAAGACAAAUAAGAUGACCUCCUUAAAAGAAGAUGUGAGGCGCAGUGCCAUGCUGUGUAUUCUCACAGUCCCCGCUACAAUGACCAGUCAUGACCUCAUGAAGUUUGUCGCCCCAUUUAAUGAAGUAAUUGAGCAAAUGAAAAUCAUCAGAGACUCUACUCCAAAUCAAUAUAUGGUGCUGAUGAAGUUUAGUGCACAGGCUGAUGCAGAUAGUUUUUAUAUGGCAUGCAAUGGCCGCCAGUUCAACUCAAUAGAAGAUGAUGUUUGCCAGCUGGUCUAUGUGGAAAGGGCUGAAGUGCUAAAAUCUGAAGAUGGUGCCAGCCUCCCAGUGAUGGACCUGACAGAGCUCCCCAAGUGCACGGUGUGUCUGGAGCGCAUGGACGAGUCCGUGAAUGGUAUUCUCACCACGUUAUGUAACCACAGCUUCCACAGCCAAUGUCUGCAGCGCUGGGAUGACACAACGUGUCCCGUUUGCCGGUACUGUCAAACACCAGAGCCAGUAGAAGAAAAUAAAUGUUUUGAGUGUGGUGUUCAGGAAAACCUUUGGAUUUGUCUGAUAUGUGGCCACAUAGGAUGUGGACGAUAUGUAAGUCGACAUGCUUAUAAGCACUUUGAGGAAACGCAGCACACAUAUGCCAUGCAGCUCACCAACCAUCGAGUCUGGGACUAUGCUGGAGAUAAUUAUGUCCAUCGACUCGUUGCAAGUAAAACAGAUGGAAAAAUAGUACAGUAUGAAUGUGAGGGUGAUACUUGCCAGGAAGAAAAAAUAGAUGCCUUACAGUUAGAGUAUUCAUAUUUACUGACAAGCCAGUUGGAAUCUCAGCGAAUCUACUGGGAAAACAAGAUAGUUCGGAUAGAGAAGGACACAGCAGAGGAAAUAAACAACAUGAAGACCAAAUUUAAAGAAACAAUUGAGAAAUGUGAUAAUCUGGAGCACAGACUAAAUGAUCUCCUAAAAGAAAAGCAGUCUGUGGAAAGAAAGUGCACUCAGCUAAACACAAAAGUGGCCAAACUCACCACCGAGCUCAAAGAGGAGCAGGAAAUGAACAAGUGUUUGCGAGCCAACCAAGUCCUCCUGCAGAACAAGCUGAAAGAGGAGGAGAGGGUCUUGAAGGAGACCUGCGACCAAAAAGAUCUGCAGAUCACUGAGAUCCAGGAGCAGCUGCGCGAUGUCAUGUUCUACCUGGAAGCGCAGCAGAAGAUCAACCACUUGCCUGCCGAGACCCGGCAGGAAAUCCAGGAGGGACAGAUCAACAUCCCCAUGGCCUCGGCCUCAAGCCCUCCCUCUUCAGGGAGUAGUGGGAAGCUGCCCUCCAGGAAGGGCCGCAGCAAGAGGGGCAAGUGACCUUCAAAGAAACAGACUUCUCUGAGACUGUUUUCCUGGCACUGCAAGGGUAUGCCAGGACCUUCAGCUAAAUGUGAGGGUGGGCCCUAAUAAGUACAAGUGAGGAUCAAGCCGUAGUCGUUUGGCUCUUUCAUUUGCUAGUGUGUGGUGUAAUGAAUUUAGAGGGUGCUGACUAGGAGUGCUGAUGGAAAUGGGCAGUAUUCUAAAAGGUUAUAGUUCGCUAACCUCAGACAUUCUAAUGACCAUUUUGCCUUCCUGCUUGGUAGAUGCCCCAACUCUGCUGUUCAUUUUUCCAUUGUAUUUAUUGAGUUGGUGUAUUUGAUAUUCAGUUCUGGGGUAGGUUUAAGAUAUUAAGGUUUUGGGGGGGUUUUUUGUAGCCACAGGUAACAUUAGCACUAGAGCAAGCACCUAACCUCCCUGAAGUCACAGCAGCUGCUUUAAAGAAAGAUUCCCAUUGGCUACUGAGGAGUUGUGAAAAUUCCUUAGUAUUAGUCUCAUAUCAUUGUCAUCCCUUCCUUUCUCUGAGGAGUUGGAUUGUUUGAAUGUUUUAUGAAAAGAAGUUGGGUUGUAAACCAGGCACUAGCUUGUCACCAGCAGCCAUCUCUUCUUGCUGUAGGGCUAGCCAGGAAAAACAAACAACCCAGAGCAUACCGAGUAGGCCCAGUGUAGGAAAAAUGGUGGCAGUUCCAGUUUGUUUAUUUUCAGUGACUCCACACGUCAUUAUGAACCUCAAAUAAGAAGGCUUAAUGGCUGCUCCAAGACUCCAAUCUCAGAGUGGAUUUCCUAGCUUCUAGCAAGAAUAAGCAGGGAGAUUUAUCAUCUAUGUGAAAUGUAGAGUGAGGCCUCUGACUAGCUAAUUGUGUAUUUUGCUGGGAUCAGUAUUUUCUGAAUGUUUAACAAAAGAUUGGGCUGCACGUUCAGGUUGCAGCUAGAGGGAGCUUGGGCAGAUUUUCAAUUACGCUUUCAAGAUAUAACCAAAGGCUUUUUCUAAACCCUAAAAUUAGAAUUUCAACAGAGCCCCCUUUAAAACACUAGUAAUGCUUGUUGUGGGCCUGUAGAAGGGCUGUGUACUUUCUCCAGAACCGUAAAUGUCAAAACAAUUUGUAACAUGCAGUUAUUGAGCAAAAUUAAAGUAAGUUGGAAUUUAGCUUCUGCAAGAGGUAGCUGGAUAAGUUAACAAGACUACUGUCAAAUGAUGGGUUUUGUUUUCUGCUUUAUAAUUAGCCAAAGGUUUCAAGUUAUUACAUUUUGGAAUUUUUUGUUAGCCCGUGAUCAGGACUCAUCCCCUUUGACCUAAAUGUCUUACAUGUUACUUGUUUACACAUCUAUGGUAUCAUUAAUCACCAUCCAUUUUUAUGGGAUGUGCUUCAGCCUUUCCCAAAAAACCUUACCUGUAACUUUGCGAAAUGAAUGUACUCAGACAUUCUUAAUUUUUCUUAGGGCGGACCAACUCUGUAAGUCCUUCUUGGACUUCUAUAUACAGAUAUCUUAAAGCAAGAGUGGGAAUGUAAAGCAUAACCUAAUUCUCUUUCCUAUAGAGAUUCUAUUUUAUUUAAAAUCUAUUUUUACACUAGUUAGAAUCCUGCUGUUUUGGCCAAGUACUUGUCUUGCAUGUCUGACGUUGCAGAAGCUGGGGUGGAUCGGAGCAUACUAAUGAAGAGAAUUUGAAGUAGUUUACGAAGCUUGCUUGCUCCUCACUUCCCAAUAAUCUUCCAUCAAGCAGCCCUACCACCAGCUGGGAAGACAGAGAUUAUCAGCACAGGUGGGAUAAAUACUCUGAAAGGCUGUGCCCAGAGGAAUGAGCAAAUGGGCAAAUGUUUCCAAACUACUUGAAGGUUUAAAAAACGUUUCAGGAAAAAAAAUCUUACCAAAAUAUGUAAAGAAGAUGUUUUUAGAAAACAGUCAAAGAGUCAUGUUUGAAUUUAACAAAUUUACAUAAGGUAGAAGCUGUUAGUGUUUUCUUCAGGAUGGAAAUGAACCACUUAAUAUACGCAUACUACCUUGAACAAUGAAAUUGCAUUAAAACAGCCAAACUUUGAACUUA
Galeopterus variegatus (Sunda flying lemur) is the source of this 3929-nucleotide messenger RNA. RefSeq names its product BRCA1 associated protein (gene BRAP). The transcript has 12 exons. Bases 107 to 1885 code for a protein of 592 amino acids. Gene Ontology annotation, biological process: protein ubiquitination; Ras protein signal transduction. Gene Ontology annotation, molecular function: nucleic acid binding; zinc ion binding; ubiquitin protein ligase activity. The record is from RefSeq and is a predicted model, not a curated record. Gene Ontology annotation, cellular component: cytoplasm. Lineage: Eukaryota; Metazoa; Chordata; Mammalia; Dermoptera; Cynocephalidae.